AUGAUUGUAAUUAAGACAGAAGAACUUAAUUAUCUAAUUUAUACCUACUUUUUAGAAUAAGGAUAUUCGCACAGUGCAUUUGCUUUGAUCAACGAAGUGAAAUUAGAUUAGCAACUUUAUCGAGAUGAUGUUAAACCAGGCCAACUGAUCAAUUUAUUAGAGAAGGCUUUGUUAUUUUAGCAAUUGCAAGACCAUAUUCAGAUCAAUUAAUAUUAUGAAUGCAAAGUGCCCCAAUUACUAAUACAAAAGCAUGUUUGUUAAUUUACAGAGAAAAAGCAAUUGGCUGAGAAGUAGGAAAGAAGAGAUCGUGAAAUAAUGAUUCAGAAUGCAUUGAUGAGGAGUCAGGAAUUUGUGUCUCGCAAUGGACAAACAAUGGAUUUGAAUGUUGAAUUAUAAUAGGACAUAAUACAAUUACAGGACGAGAUCUUGUUGAGUGAUUGGAAUGCACAAAAAAACAUUUUGGCAAUAUAUCAACUCAAUUGCAUUAAAUUGAUCCAAAACAAUUAAAUACUACAAAUAAUGCCAACAGUUGUAGGUGAGUGCUUUUCUAGAGUCAAAUUAAUGAAGUUUGAUAGAUCGAGCGGCAACAAUAUGUUAAUAGUAUAUGAAAAUGGCGCUGCAAAAGUGAUAGACACUACAAUUCAAAUCAUUAAAAUGUUCAACAUCAAAAAUGCAAGCAAAUUAUUGGACUUCCAUUGGAACCUCAAUUGGCCUAAUGUGGUUGCUCUCAUUUUUGAGAAGGAUGUCGAAAUAGUGGACAUAUAUAAAUGCCAAACUUUGAAGUACUUAGAAAAUGUGAUUCAUUUUGAGUGGAGACAUUUUGAUCACUUCAUCGUGAUGGAUCUUAAUUAUUACAUAAAUUUAAUGCAGAUUGAUAUUGACAAACCACAAUUAUAAUUAAAAGCCGAAUUAGAAACCACCUUGAUCGAAUUCAACAAAAGGAAGACCUUAUUAGCUUCCUUCUCAAGCACCUUAAAUGUCAUAAAGAUAUGGACAUUGUAAAAUGAUGAGUAUGUGUUCGAAAUUACAGACGAUCAGAAAAUUUUGUAAUUUUGUUGGUGCUCUUCACAAAAUGCCAAUUAUUUAAUCACACUAACAUCUUAGACUCUCAAUAUAUGGGAUGUUGAAUUCGGAUAGAUCAAAUCUACUUAUGAAAUCGACUUCAAUGUUGCUAAGAUGGUUUCUAUGGAUCUCUUGAAUGAUACUCCCUAAGUGGUGUUGAUUGGUGAAAAGGUUGUGCUGUACGAUUUGAUAAACAAGAAGAGAAGAGUGUUCAAUUGCGAUACUCCUAAUAAAGUGCUGCGCAUCAAUGAUGAAGAGAUACUGUUCAUAUUUAGGAGUAGUUACAUUGUUUACAAAAAAAAUUGA
Molecule: messenger RNA, 1368 nt
Organism: Paramecium tetraurelia
Lineage: Eukaryota; Ciliophora; Oligohymenophorea; Peniculida; Parameciidae
Exons: 2
Biological process (GO): regulation of transcription by RNA polymerase II
Cellular component (GO): histone deacetylase complex
Molecular function (GO): transcription corepressor activity; protein binding
Source: RefSeq, a predicted model, not a curated record